CCAGAGCUCAGGAGCGGGCCUCAGGCUCGCCGGGCCUCAGCCAGUCAGAGUCGGGAGUGGCCUGUCCACUGCUCCUCUCCCUGCCCCGCUGACCCGACUUCUCAGGCAGCAGCAGGCAGCCCUCAGGAGGCCUCCGGUCCCUGAGUUAACUGUAGAGUUCAUUUGCGCCAGGUCAUGUGGGCGCGGGGGUUGGAGGCCUCAGCCAGGCCCAGGCCCCUGGAGCUGACCGCCCUCUCCUCCCACAGGCAUUUGCAUCAAGUGCGGCCUUGGCAUUUACGGAGCGCGACAGGCCUGCCAGGCCAUGGGGAGCCUGUAUCACACCGACUGCUUCACCUGCGACUCCUGCGGGAGACGGCUUCGCGGGAAGGCGUUCUACAACGUGGGCGAGAAAGUGUACUGCCAGGAGGACUUCCUGUACUCCGGGUUCCAGCAGACGGCCGACAAGUGUAGCGUGUGUGGACACCUCAUCAUGGAGAUGAUCCUUCAGGCCCUCGGCAAGUCCUACCACCCGGGCUGCUUCCGGUGCUCCGUGUGCAACGAGUGCCUGGACGGGGUGCCCUUCACCGUGGACGUGGAGAACAACAUCUACUGCGUCCGGGACUAUCACACGGUCUUUGCACCAAAGUGCGCCUCCUGUGCCCGUCCUAUCCUGCCUGCACAGGGUUGUGAGACCACCAUCCGUGUGGUGUCCAUGGACAGAGACUACCACGUGGAGUGUUACCACUGCGAGGACUGCGGGCUGCAGCUGAGCGGGGAGGAAGGUCGCCGCUGCUACCCCCUGGAGGGCCACCUGCUGUGCCGCCGCUGCCACCUGCGGCGCCUCCGGCCGGGCCCGCACCCCCCACCUGCCGUGCAAGUCACGGAGCUCUGAGUGGCCGCGGGGUGGCGUCGCGCGGGUGGGAGCGGGCGCAGGGGCGGUGGGGCCCCUCCGGCUCCCAGCCCGCCUGCCCGCCGGCUCGUGGAGUUGCUGUCCGCAGGGGCCGGCCCCGCGGAGAAGCCAUGUCUAUUUAUUCACGUCUGUGCCUCCUCAAGCCGCUGCCUUCUCUCCGGACUCCGCCUGCCUCCGGCCCACCCAUCCCGGCCUCUCCCGGGCCCCUGGACCUCGCAGCCUCCGCCGCGGGACUGGUUCCCAGACGGGCCGAGGGGUGUGGUGGGGCAAGGCGGGGUGCGUGUGUGUGUGCGCGUGUGUGUGCCUUCCCUCCUCUCCCCACUGGCCUGGGGGCGGGGCCGGUCCACUCGGAGGGCCUGGGACCCCCCUCCAAGAGAGCUGCCUGAGUGGGGCGGGGUCUGUCCGGGACUCGGCAGAGGGCGUGCUCGCGUGUCUCGUCAGCGCCUGGCCCGCUGCUGGGUGGAGGGUGCCUGUGUGAGUGGAUGGGCAGGGUCACAGGAGGGGGUGAUGGGUGACACCCUUGGGCCCCCCGGGCCGGCGAAGAAGCCCUGCCUUUGGCUGAUACCGGAUUUGGCCACCCGAAUUCUCAUGGGUGUCUUCAGUCACAGUUCCCGCCAACUUGCCACCUCUGACUGCUGGUUUGGGGCUCUGACUCCCCGCCCUCUCCUCUAGCUUCUGGGGUAGAAGCUUCCGGCCGCCUCCAGCCCCUGGCUCCGCCGAGAGAGGCCGCCAGGGGGCGCCCUGCCCGCGUGGCCGGGACACCUGCUGCAGGAAAGCACUGUGUAUCGGGCUCCACGACAAAAGGAUAUGAUUUGACUUAAAUUAAGUUUUUCCUUUGAGAAUAUUUUCAUUUUCUUUGAAAGAAUAUAGUUUCUUCUAAAAACGUGGGCCACAGUUGUUAUUUCUUAGGAAGAUUACAAGCAACUCACAAAUGUCCAAUUUGUAUAUCAUGUAGCUAGUUUUCAAGGCGGUCAAAACAUUGUAGUUUAAUUAUUUUUGUAUAAGUUUGUCUAAAAAUCUAAAAAUGUGUCUGCUUUUCAGACUUUAAAAUGGUGUGGCUUUUGUUUGUGUCUGUGUCUUAAGAACGGGGACUUAGUGAAAGGUAACUUGGGAAAUGUAGCUUUUUUUCC
Molecule: messenger RNA, 2019 nt
Organism: Condylura cristata (star-nosed mole)
Lineage: Eukaryota; Metazoa; Chordata; Mammalia; Eulipotyphla; Talpidae
Gene: WTIP
Product: Wilms tumor 1 interacting protein
Exons: 7
Coding region: 302-871 (189 amino acids)
Biological process (GO): positive regulation of miRNA-mediated gene silencing; regulation of DNA-templated transcription; cytoskeleton organization
Cellular component (GO): adherens junction; nucleus; P-body
Molecular function (GO): transcription corepressor activity
Source: RefSeq, a predicted model, not a curated record